GUGAUGAGUUGAUUGUAAGGGACUAUAUAGCUCAGUUUCUCAUCGGUAUUCGGUAGGCUUGAAAUGAAUGAAGUUUAGUUUUACUUUUCUCUGCAAUUUCCAUUUCUUAUUAGUUUAGGGUCCUAUUAUGUGGUAUCAGAGCCCAUCGAUUGGGCCGAUGGGGCAAGGGCCACCGGAGCUGUCUGUUGCGGCGGCGCAAUAUCGGGUUUCACCUGGUUUUGCUCCGACGAGAACGGCGGUGUUGGACGGCAGUUCUGCUCAACCUACUGGUACAUACACUGGUUUCUCUCUCUAUUCGCAUUCGUAUACACCACAGAUUCCACCACCGCAAUACUACCCACCAUCACCGCCUUCACAAUCGUUCACCCAAAACCCUCAAUUUCACACUCAGAUUAGUAGUAUGGUCGAUUCCACCCACUCCGUUUCCCCAAUCCAUUCUCAUAUGACCCAUUCCGUUUAUUCACUACCACAAACCCCUAAUCACCUCUUUUACACCACUUCUCAGCCUCUGCAACACCCGAGAAAUUUCCAUUCACCAUGUCAACAUCCUCCAACUCCAAGUGAAAUCUAUCAGCAUUACCCACCUACCCAACCCCAUUUUAUUCCCACAAACCAAUUUGCUCCUCCACCUCCUGCUUAUGAGCAACAACGUCCAAUUUCACUGGCACCUGACCGAGUACAUGAAAAUCAAAUGGACCCGAGGAUUUUGGAGAUGCAGGAUUCUUUUGAGGCCAUCCGCGCAAGGCAAUCCUCAUUCAGGGCUCAGAUUUUGGAGGAGCUCGGACAGUUGCAUUUGGGUCCUAAAGCUCCGGUUACUGAAUCGGCCUCGAGUCCAUUGAAGUUUGGGUCAUUACCUGCGGGAUCCGUCACUCUUACAGUAGCUAAUGGUUCGUCAUCAACGUUGUCGGCGUCAUCGAUAGGUAUACCGAUUUCUGAAAAACCCAACUUAAAACUUAGUCCUCAUGAAGUUACUUUGGGCUUGAAUAAGAAUUUUACCACUACUUUUGUUAAUGGAAAUCAUAGUGAGCACACUACUACAGCGGUGAUGGCUGAAGAACUUGUGUUAAAUGUUUGAUAAAAAUAUUGCUAGAGGUUUUACUGGAGUGGAAUUUUCUGAUAGUUACGGUAGUGAUGUUGCCACCAGUAUAGUGUGGAGGAAUGAUGCUCAACAUACUAGCUUUAGAGAUGGUUCUUCUGCAGGGUAUGGGGAAUUGGUAUCCCAUAAUCAUAAUUCAGUUGGAAAUAUAAGAGUCGAUUUCCAUGAGAGAGAGGAAAAAGAACUUGAAGAUGCCUAUGGUGAAGAUGAUAAUGAGGAUGAAGGGGAAAAUGACAGUACAGAGAGUUAUGUUGACGGUGAAAGUUAUAGUGAUGAUUUUCAGAGCGUUGAUGGGCAAAUUGUGACAGAUUCAGAUGAAGAAGUGGUUACUGAUGAUGAAGGAAGCAGACUAUGCAUUAAAAAAGAGGCAUUGCUGGAAACUAUGUACCAGUCCAAGGACCCCAAGAGCCUUGAUGAGGCGGAGAUGUUGGAGAAUCUGUUCAAUUGUUUGUGUGGUUUGUUGAUGCCAUUGGAGAACAGGGACAUUAAUGCUGGAAUCAAGGAAGAAACAAGUAGAAGAGAUGUUGGUGAUAGUUCCCUCGGUGCUGUUUCUUUGGAACCAUUGAAACUCACAAAGUUUGCAAAACAAGUCGCUGAGCAGCUAUUUGGCAGAGCUGAUAUACUGGAACUAAUUGCAGUGUGUGCAAUUUUUAUCAGUGCAUCUGUCCUAGUUGGAACUCAUGAUCAAUUAUUCUCAUAUUACAAAUCAAGCCUCAUGAAGCUUCUUAGGGAAUUGGCUCACAUCUUUGACAUUAAGGGUCAAAUGGAGAUGACAAAUAAACUUUGUGAGAGAUUGCUAAAGCAGAAGGAUCAGCAUCGUGACAUUGCCAGCAUAGCUAUGAAGGCUAUGGUUGCUGAAGUUUCUACUCAAUCAAGUGCACAGUCUAUUCUUGGGUCUAUUUUACCGCAGUCGAUAAAAGGAAGUACUGCCCGGGGAAUGAACACAGAGAUAAAAUGUGAAUGUCCUGAUAUCUUAUGUUAUGCCCUUCAUAAGUUUGGCGAUAUUAUGGCAACCGACCAUGAGCUGCUGUUGGGUGCUCUCUUGUCUCAGUUGAGCUCCAAUCAGAUAAACGUGGGGAAGAAAAGUGUGUCAUGCAUCGCAUCACUUGCUUCAAGCUUGUCAGAUGAUUUGUUGGCAAAAGCUACUGUUAGAGUUGUUCAACACUUGAGCAAUAAAGGCACAAAAUAUAAAAUGACUCAAACCUCUUUGUCUCAGGAUUGAGAAAAUUGGCCUCCGACAAAAACCUGCCACCUAUACACAAAUUUUGAAUGCUGGUGCUGGAGAGAUUUACAGGAUGGGAACUGUAUUCAACCAUCUUGUAACAUCAGGGCAGAGUGCAUAUUCUGGAGAUAGUUGUAUGCUUGUGCUAUUGCAUGUGUUUUGGCCAAUGCUAGAUAAACUUUUCAGGUCUGAGCACAUGGAAAAUGAUGGGAAGAAAAAAAUAUGUGCAAAAAAUCUACGGAAAAUGUGCUGCAGUACAUCUAUUUAAUUACAGAGGUGAUGAUUAUAAGUAGUCUAGUACAAUAUUGGAGUAGCUUAAAACAACAGGAUUGGUUGUAAUAAUAUUUUUACAGAGUUGCUCACCUAAAGGAAGGAGUGUAAGGAAGUACUGU
Rosa rugosa (rugosa rose) is the source of this 2710-nucleotide messenger RNA. RefSeq lists its product as uncharacterized. The transcript is spliced from 2 exons. Gene Ontology annotation, biological process: protein ubiquitination; SCF complex assembly. Gene Ontology annotation, cellular component: nucleus. The record is from RefSeq and is a predicted model, not a curated record. Lineage: Eukaryota; Viridiplantae; Streptophyta; Magnoliopsida; Rosales; Rosaceae. The coding region runs from base 1068 to 2318 and encodes 416 amino acids.